UUUGCAGGCUUUUAUCAGUAGAACACAAGCAGAUCUUCUACCUUCAGGGCGCUAACUACAAAAGAAACUGCUGGCUCGAUGACCUGUGAGGGCUGUUUCUGCAUGUACCCUCCAUCUUUUCCCAAGGCUUCUCUGUAGGUAAGAGCUUCUAACCCUAGUCACAUCACUUCUCAGACUGCUAAGUCUUUACAGCUGAAGGUCCCUCUCCUCUGAGAUGGACAGUGUCACCUAGCAGUAUGCUUGCCCAGACGACAUGAACCAGGUCAAAAGUAACCGAGAACUGUUCCUACAAUACUCAGCCACAGCCCCCAAACUGCUGGCCCACGUCUCCAAACUCCUCAUUGUCUGCCGAAACGCAGGCAUUUCCAUACCCAAAGGCAUCAGAAAUAUCUUUGAGUUCACCUGGGAGGAGCUCAUCAGCGACCCUGCAGUGCCUACCCCAUCUGACAUUCAGGAUCUAGUGGUCACCUUAGGAACUCCUACAGUGGUGCUUACAGAGGUGAUUCCAGUGCAGGCCCCCAUGCAGAAGAAGCCACCCCCACCACCCCCACCACCCCCGGUGUUGCUCACGGCCACCAGCGGGGGCAAGCACUCAGCCCCCACCCCUGCCUCUACUCGACUGGUGCCCACUGGCCAAGAUACCCUGCACAAGUUCCAGCGGCAAUCCAUCCACCUGUUGACGGAGCUGCUUUCCCUGAAGAUGAAGGCCAUGGUGGAGUCUGCCUCUGCAGGUGCCAAUCCUCUGGAUAUCACCAAGCGCUUUGUGGAGGCCAGCCAGCUCCUCCAUCUCAAUGCCAAGGAGAUGGCCUUUGACUGCCUGAUUGGCACUGUCGGAAAAAGCUGUCUUAGUGCAGUGCAGCUAGGGAAAGAAUCCCCCAUGAACAUUUCUGCCAUGGGAGUAAAUACUCCUUACCAGCUUGUCUAUCAGACUUCCACAGCCUGUCUGAGCUUCUCCCUUUCUACAGGAAAGGAAGCCAAGAAGAAAGACCCUGGAGGCAAAAAGGCUGUUGAUGAGAUCACACCCCCACUUGCUCGAGCCCGAACCCCUCCUGAAAGCACUAUCAUGGAGUUCCAGGACCCCUGCCCUGAGGCACGGGAAAAGCUGCAGGAUAUGUGUCGCCACAUAGAAGCCGAAAGGAUCUUGUGGAGAGGGAGGAAUGGCUCCUGCCCCAUGAUUUUACGCAACUACAGGUCAAAGAUACCCUCUCAUUUAAUGUUGACCUCCAAGGGGGACUCUCACCAUCCUCCCACUGCGGGGACUCAGAUUACUGCUUCCACUCCUCACCAGCCUUCCAGCCAUCAUGCUCACAUGGGCCGCCAUUCUCAAGAGUGGAAAGGGCCCAAGAAGUCCAUCAAGCUGCAUUACACUUUCUAUGAUGGCUCCUCCUUCAUUUACUAUCCCUCCGGAAACAUUGCCAUGCUUCAGAUUCCCACGUGCUGCAGAGGGAAACCCAUCACCUGCCUCUUUAACGACAUGCCUAACACCUUCCUGGCUCUGUUCAAUGCUGAAGGCCAGGGCUGUGUUUACUACAACCUGAAGAACUGCUGUCCAUAUGUAUUGGUUUUGGAUGAAGAAGGUGGGAUCACAAAUGACCAAAAGGGCUACAUAGUCCAUAAGUGGAGCUGGGCUAACAAGACUGAGACAUUGCUCUCUCUGGAAUACAAGGUGAAUGAACAAAUGAAGUUAACAGUCUUGGGUCAGGACUCCAUCACUGUCACCUUCACCUCCAUGAAUGAGACAGUAACAGUCAGUGUGUCACCCAAAAGCUGUCCCCAUGGCAUGGUGCAUGACAAACGGCCAGUUCGCAGAAUCAGUACCAUGGAUGAAAAAAUGUUAAAGAUAAACAGAGCCCUGGUUGAGAUCAAGAAGCGGUUUCAGAAGACUGUGAGUCAGUUUAUGAACUCCGUGUUGCUGGCAGCAGGUCUGUUCACCAUAGAAUAUCCCAGCUUAAAGGAAGACAUAGAAGCUAGUCGGGUCAAGUUAAAAUCCGGGUCUUAUCCUGAUCGGAGCCGUAAGUCAAGUUUAUACCAAGGAGAAAACCUCGUGCGUUCCCAGUCAGCCCGACCAGACUCCUUAAUUGAAGACACAUUGAAGGAAGAGACUAUACAAACACUCUUGAUCCCUGUUCGAAAGAAGAGCAACAAACUCCAGGCCAAAGUCACACCAAGAGGGAAGCCGAGAGAGGUACGCAGCCCCACCAGGUGGGCAGCCUCACCCUCUGACUGCCCACUGGUGCUGCGGAGGCUCAUUCGCAAGGAAGACAUCCGGGCUGGCUGCAAGUGUAUUGUGAAGGCACCCCUGGUAUCCGACUUGGAGCUAGAGCGCUUUCUGUCUGCACCCCGAGACCCCAACCAAGUGCUGGUAUUCGGGAUAAUGUCGAGCCAGAAUCCCAAUUGCACUGCACAGCUGCAGUGGCUGUUGGACACACUGUAUAGCCAUCGGCAGCAGGGCCGUUCCUCACCCUGCAUCCAGUGCCAGCAUGAUCCUUACCGCCUGCUGCGGUAUGAUCUGGACAGCCCCCUGCAGAAGGAUCCACCCCUAAUGGUGAAGAAGUUUGCUGUGGUGCACGGGAUGGUUUUGAUGUUUGCUGGUGGGAAGCUCCUUUUUGGGGGCUGUGUCCUAAAUGGCUAUGGCUUCAGCAAGCAGAAUCUGUUGAAACAGAUCUUCCGGGCACGACAGGAUUGCAAGAUGGGCUAUUUCCUGCCAGACAACUACAAAUUCAACAUGUCAACCUAUAUCUCAAGCCUGGAUGAUUCUGAAUCAGCCAAAAGAUCGCCAUCUGAAGAUUUCGAAGGCAGUGUCUCUUCAUUGGCGCUUGGAGACAAAAUGGAGAAAAUACCUUCUACCUCACCUGACAAGUUGAAACAGCUUGAAGUGGCACUGCAGCCUUUCCUCAAGAACAGGAGGAACAGUAAGAAGACAGGUGGCUGGAAGAAGUCAGGAUCUAAGAAGUGAUGCUGGAAGAGCCAGAGAUGCCCUCCCCACACCCAGCCCUACCUCCUGGUCUCCCGCCACCCUUCAAUAAACACGCCUGCCUCCA
Molecule: messenger RNA, 3041 nt
Organism: Phodopus roborovskii (desert hamster)
Lineage: Eukaryota; Metazoa; Chordata; Mammalia; Rodentia; Cricetidae
Gene: Fam194c
Product: chromosome unknown C3orf20 homolog
Exons: 17
Coding region: 254-2956 (900 amino acids)
Source: RefSeq, a predicted model, not a curated record